This is a messenger RNA of Megalopta genalis, 3850 nucleotides long. The record is from RefSeq and is a predicted model, not a curated record. Lineage: Eukaryota; Metazoa; Arthropoda; Insecta; Hymenoptera; Halictidae.
GCUCGGAUGACGAAGCCGCCGCCGUCAGUUACUGUUCGUGCACGAAUGCGACGAAACGCCCGGGCGUCUUGGCGGGUUUUCGCUCGGAGCUGCGCUCACGAGAUCAGUUCGGGAACUAGGAAGCGGAGGUGACGUUUCAUACAUAGAGUUAGCCAAAGUAGGAAAGAGUGCGAGCACGUCGGGCGGAAGUUCUUGAGAGGGAACGCGACGAGUCGAGGGACACGAGUCACGCGAGAGAAAGAGAAACAGAGAGAAAGAAAGGGAGAGCGAGCGAGAGAGGAAAGGAAAGCUGUCUGACACCUGGAUCUGCAUUUUAGUCCAGCUUUGGCCGCAACGAUACGCGGACGAUUCGCAGCUGAAUGAGGCUCAUGGAACCCUUGGGUGUCGCCCAGGACGCGGUGGAGACGGGUGCAUUGAAAAGAUGGGCCGACUUCCCUGUUCAACACAGAUUCACAGACUACUCCACUUCAAUUGGAGAACCAUCGCAUCACACUAUCAGUCCUUUUCCGUGCCAGCCAGCGCUUAACAACAAAAUUGCGCUAUGGACUGGAGACAUUUCGGGUCUGCAAGUGGAUGCGGUGGUGAACUCGACCAACGAAACUAUGGAUGAUAACAGUCCUAUGUGCCAAAGAAUAUUUGCUGGAGCUGGCUCACCGCUUAAGAUGGAAAUAUUUAGCGAAAUAAAAGAAUGCAAAACUGGCGAAAUUAGAGUGACACAGGGACAUGGAUUACCGGUUCGUUUUAUUAUCCACACUGUCGGACCAGUCUACAACGUGAAAUACCAAACAGCAGCUCAGAAUACGCUACAUUGUUGCUACAGGAAUGUUUUGCAAAAAGCAAGAGAACUCGGGCUCCGUACGAUCGCGUUGCCAGUAAUUAAUUCGGUACGGAGAAAUUAUCCUCCUGACGCGGGAGCGCACAUCGCCCUAAGAACAGUAAGAAGAUUUUUGGAGCAGUAUGGUGAUUCCAUUACAUGCAUCGUGUUCGUCCUAGAGCCGAGUGAUCUGGGAAUCUAUGAGGUCCUCCUUCCACUCUAUUUCCCAAGAAAUUUAGCGGAGCAAGAUAACGCCUGUUGGCAGCUACCGAAUGACAUUGGAGGGAUGGACGGAGAACCCCUGCUUCCCGACCGACAAAUCAGAAUUAUUGACAAUCCCCAACACGCUUUACACGGCGACGAGAGUGUGGAGCUGUCUACACAAAUGGAAACCUGCGUGAACAUCGGUGAACACGCGUUUGCACAAAUGCAAGGCGACUUAGAUCGACAGAGACUCCUGGGAGAGAGACCGCCUGCUGACCCGCUCGCAGACAUUAUGUUGAAACAAAUGCAACAAAAAGAAAGGUACGAAAGGCUGCUCAGAAGAGCGAAGACAGAGGAUCUGACCGAAGUUUCUGGGAUCGGCUGCCUCUACCAAAGUGGUGUCGACCGUCAGGGCCGACCAGUAGUCGUGUUCGUCGGCAAAUGGUUCCCCGCCACUAAGAUCAACCUAGACAAGGCACUGCUGUACCUCAUACAUUUGCUAGACCCGAUUGUCAAAGGCGAUUACGUUAUUGCCUAUUUCCAUACGUUAACGACUAGCAACAACUAUCCCAGCUUGCACUGGUUGCGGGAGGUUUACAACGUGCUUCCUUACAAAUAUAAGAAGAACCUCAAACAUUUCUAUAUUAUCCAUCCGACUUUCUGGACCAAGAUGAUGACGUGGUGGUUUACCACGUUCAUGGCUCCUGCGAUCAAGCAGAAAGUCCACAGUUUGCCUGGCGUGGAAUACUUAUACGAGGUGAUGUCGCCGGAACAGCUGGAAAUCCCGGCAUAUAUAACGGAAUACGAUAUGACGAUAAACGGCAUGAGGUACUACCAACCAGACCCGAUCUCCUCAUCGCCGUCAACAUCGACGUAACUUUCGCUCGGAACUCGAUUCUCAUCCAGCGAAGACCUGGACAGAGCGAAGACUGGCCGGCUGUCCACCAUAAUGAUAGCACGAUUUCACUUGCACACGAUUUUCGACUGACGAUCGUGCGCAGCUUUCGCAGCAUUCUCGCGUGCUAAGAGCCCGGGUCACAUCGACUAUCGGUCCCCGCAAGCAAUUCUCGGAAGAAUGAGCUACCGUUCUAGCACCGUUUCCGUCACGAAUCUCCGAGGCCGAAAGAGACCAUCCCGUCGCUUCGGCGAAGUGCCUCGUAACGGAAGAAGAUGGAAGAACGCCUAGAAAUGUCGACGCUGUGGACGUUUGACGAAGUGAUCGCUGGUGGUGAAGAAAACACUGUCCCUGAUCUCUGUGUCUAAACGCUACUGGCGUCGCACGAAGACAGCAAGAUCUUCGUUGAAUAAUUUGGCCCUACAUCUCGGUGCUGAACGAUCAAUGCUUGAACUCCCACAUAUACACAAAACACAUACACAUACACACACACACACACACACACAGAGAGAGAGAGAGAGAGAGAGAGAGGCAUGCACGCAGGAUACGGAAACGGAGAAGUUAAAUACAUCCACAUUUGAAGUAAUUGAAAAAGAUCGAUCUUGGAGGAAUUGUUAUUCGCUGGAGGCGAAUAUCCGGCUGCCAAAACAACAAUAAUCAGUAUUGUCGUCGUGUUGUCGUCGUGUAGGGUGCUUCGAGCCCCGAUCUUGUACAUAUUACGCUGUUCGUCCUCACGGACGACGACGAUCGCCGACGGUACACGGGGUAGUAAGCGACGACAACCACGAGACCGGAGAAACUGACGGCUUAAAACGCAAACUGUCGAACGCUUUCUGUUAUUUUCUUAUCCGUCGUUAUACAGCGAAGAGUAUCUGUUCGACUCAUUGUACAUCGUAUUUUAUUAUGUAACGUUGGCGACGUUGAUCAGUCGCACCCGCCGACGCGGUGUUUUCGAUACGCGCGGCAAUCGAUGGUGCGCGACCGAACGGAAGCGUGCAGAGCUGGUUCCCUUCCGUGGUGCUACGACUUCGGUGAUUCAGCGAACUUAAACUGUGGUUGACGCGAUUACUAGUGUUGAUGAUGAAUCGAUGUUCAAUAUCGGUGACUAAUAUCAUCCGGAUAAAUUAGCUUAUCGGUGCGUCGCGGGGUACGCGUGCUUGAAACUCACGAAAAUUGAUCUUUUCGGUUUUCAUACUUUCCGGGCGAUUUCGACUAAUUUGUCCUGAACUGGGAUUUUAAAAAAUUAUGAAAUCUCUAAAAUAUGUACAGUGUGUAGAGGUGAGCAAUAACUAUACAGCUGAUCUUUAUGCAAAAUAAACAUAGACUACCUCGAUUGCAAUAAACAGAAGUCAAAUAAAAAUGCAUUUCCACCAUUAAUAAAUUUAGUAGUUCAAAAUAAUAUAACAGCAUCUCGAAGAUCUUCAACUGUUUUCAAUGUUUUGUAGUUCAUCUGCUCAUUUUUCUCAUAAAUACGUUGAAUCCGCUGUCUAGUGAUAAGCGAUUAUUUGUCAGCUGCUCGAAGGCACUUUUAACGAGGUGAAAUUUCUAGUUUUUGCUAUAACUCGUGGACUGUAGCAGAUAAAGAAAAAGUUUCUAUGGAAAAGUUGUUUUCUUUUCGAUGAAAACUAUCAUUGUGAAUGAAAUAAAACUAUCAUUCUAUUUUUAAACAACUAGAAUUUGUUUGCAAAAUAAUAUAGGACAAAUACUGCAGGAAGAAACACAACUUCUGUCUAAAAACUUUUAUUCUAUCCACCUUUUCUGUAUUUUAACGAAUAAUAAAAAAAAUAGCGGAACUUUCUCUUAAAGCCUUUUCGAGCAACUUGAAAAAAGUUUCUUGUUACAUAAUUCAAGUUUCAUAAUUUUUUGAAUUAACGGAUUCAGGAUCUUCUCUUAUAUAAGCUUGGAUUAGGUCUUGAUUUGGCAAACUAUGCGAAGUC